AUGGGCCUAGAAAUAAUGUUUCUAGUAGUUGGCUAUUCAUUUUUGCCACCUGAUAGAGUUUUCGCAAAAAUUGAAAAAGAGAUUAAUAGUCGUGAGAUAAAGAAGUCGUCGAUACCCAUAACAACUUCAUGCAGCGCGUACAAUCACUCAAACGGCAUCCCAGAAAACUGGCUAGGAAUCAGGUAUUCUCUAAAAAAAUCUAUUGGUGAUCAUGAAAUAGGAUUUAUGACAAGUGUUAUUGACAAACUGAAUGCAAUUUCAAAUCGCGCAUCACAAGUCGCUACAAAUAAAGAUGAUAGUUAUGAUCAUUUUGGGAAAUAUAUCGCAUCAAUGUUAAGAAGUAUAGGACCACCAACAGCAAUACGAUUACAACAAAACUUCAUGAAUGAAAUUACAAAUGCUAUGUGCCCACCAGAAUAUGUUACUGAUAAUUCAACGGCUGGAAGAUCAAGUGGAAGACAAUCAAAUUUAAGUACUUUUUCGGCUAGUAAUGAUGACGACUACAUUACAUUAUUUACAGAUUUAUAA
Pieris macdunnoughi is the source of this 528-nucleotide messenger RNA. Lineage: Eukaryota; Metazoa; Arthropoda; Insecta; Lepidoptera; Pieridae. The record is from the annotation of a GenBank genome assembly.